This is a messenger RNA of Nicotiana tabacum (common tobacco), 3717 nucleotides long. Its product is annotated as cytochrome P450 81C13. Gene Ontology annotation, molecular function: oxidoreductase activity, acting on paired donors, with incorporation or reduction of molecular oxygen; heme binding; iron ion binding. The record is from RefSeq and is a predicted model, not a curated record. Lineage: Eukaryota; Viridiplantae; Streptophyta; Magnoliopsida; Solanales; Solanaceae.
AAAUGAAAUGAACAAAGAGACCACGGAAAAGUUUUGUGGUCAGGAUAAGAAGUGAAAGGGAUUGAUGUCUGGAUCAUUAGAUUUUGUCAAUUACUUAAAUUCGUCAGCUCUUACGAAAUGUUUGUCUUCAUAUAUUGGCCACUGAUCGCUCUGCUAAUGACUAACUUUAGGCCACUGUCAAUGAUAUAUAGAAGGGACAUCUGUUUUAUAAACUACACCUACCCUGAGUUCUAAGUUCUAUAAUUCUCUAUUGUUUCAAGUUUUCGCCUAUGGAGAAUCUGAACUCUAGCUACUACUACUACUACUACUACUUAGCUAUCUUGCUAUUUUUCUUUGUCAUUUUAUUCAAAUACUUGCUUCCUUCCGGAAAACGUUUACCACCUAGUCCUCUGUCUCUUCCGAUAAUUGGUCAUCUUUACCUUAUUAAGAAUUCCCUACACGAGACACUAACUUCCCUAUCUACAAAAUAUGGCCCUGUUUUGUAUCUCCGAUUCGGCUGUAGAAAUUUGCUUGUUGUGUCUUCUCCAUCUGCGAUGGAAGAAUGCUUCACCAAAAACGAUAUCAUAUUUGCAAAUCGUCCUCAGAGCAUGGCUGGAGAUCAGUUUUCCUUCAACUAUAAGGCUGUUGUCUGGGCUCCUUACGGCUAUCUUUGGAGAGCUCUCCGCCGUCUAACUGUUAUUGAGAUCUUCUCUUCCAAUAGCUUGCAGAAGUCUUCUGCACUGCGGAAUGAAGAAAUUGGAAUUCUUAUUCGCUCUUUGUUUAAAGCCAGCACUAAUAAUGGCAGUAGUGGUGCAAGAGUUAACUUGAGUCAUUGGGUUUUUACUUUUGCGGUCAAUGUUAUGAUGAGAACUGGCACUGGAAAACGUUGCGUAAGUGAAGAAGACAUGGAAACAGAGAAGGGGAAACAAAUCAUUGAAGAGAUAAGAGGAUUUUUCUUCGCGACCUUGGUAGUUUUGAACGUGUGUGAUUUCAUGCCAGUUUUGAAAUGGUUUGGGUACAAAGGGCUAGAGAAAAGGAUGGUCUUAGCGCACCAAAAGAGAAAUGAAUUCUUGAACAACUUACUGGACGAAUUUCGACAGAAAAAAAUAGCUGGUAUUUCAGAAUCCAGUACUGAUAGUAUCAAUGCUAAGAAGACCACGCUGGUCGAAACUCUCUUGUCACUACAAGAAUCUGAACCUGAAUUUUACACAGAUGAUCUAAUUAAAAGUGUUUUACUGGUUUUAUUUAUUGCUGGAACAGAGACAACAUCAAUGACCAUUCAAUGGGCGAUGCGACUUCUUUUAGCUCAUCCUAAGGCAUUUACAAAACUGAGAGCUGAGAUUGAUAGCAAAGUGGGGAACGAUGGCUUGCUAAAUGAAUCAGACAUUCCCAAGCUUCCUUAUUUACAUCGUGUUAUAAACGAGACGCUAAGAUUGUACCCUCCAGUACCACUUUUGUUGCCUCACUACUCAUUAGAAGAUUGUACUGUUGGGGGAUAUGAAGUACCAAAACAUACGAUCCUAAUGGUUAACGCUUGGGCUAUCCAUAGGGAUCCCAAGUUAUGGGACGAACCUGAAAAGUUCAAACCAGAGCGAUUUGAGGCCAUGGAAGGAGAAAAAGAAGGAUUCAACUAUAAAUUAGUACCAUUUGGAAUGGGGAGAAGAGCAUGCCCUGGAGCUGCUAUGGGCUUGCGCACUGUUUCACUGGUAUUGGGUUCCCUGAUUCAGUCGUUCGAUUGGAAAAGUGUGGAAGAAGAAAAGUUGGACGCGUGCUAUAAUUCUAGAAUCACUUUGAACAAAGAUAAACCUUUGGAGGCUGUUUGUAUUCCACGACAAAAUUGGCGUGGUUUCCUUUCUUGCCGGGAUUUGAGCAAAUGGCAACCCUUAAAAUUUGGAGCUUCAUACGAAAUUAAUGCUAGAAAACACAAGCACAGUUUGGUGUCAUCACCCCAUGCAACCUUAUCAGGCGGUACGGACAAAAAUAAUGAAAGUCACCAUUAUUACUUCUUAGCUGAAAAAUCCAUGAAUAUGGAAAUAGGCUUCCCAUUUUGCACUAUUGCCUUUUUUUUCUCCAUCUUUUUCAUUCUAAAACUGCAAAAUGCAAGAAAUAAAAAACUUCCUCCAAGUCCACCAUCUCUACCAAUUAUUGGACAUCUCCAUCUCCUCAAAUCCCCUAUUCACCAAACUUUUAAAUCACUUUCUUGCAAAUAUGGUCCCAUUAUUUUCCUCCAUUUUGGGACUUGUCCAAUUAUUGUCAUAUCCUCUCCUUCAAUUACGGAGCAAUGUUUCACAAAAAAUGACAUUAUUUUUGCAAAUCGACCAAAAUCUCUCGUUACUAAACAUCUUGGCUAUAACCAAACCACCAUUGGAUUUUCUCCUUACGGUGACCAUUGGCGUAAUCUCCGCCGCAUUGCUAGUAGUCAAAUCUUCUCCACCGUCAGCCUUAACUAUUCCUCCGCCGUCCGUACAGAAGAAGUCCGUUACGUGGUUACAAAACUAGUCCUGGAUUACAAAGGAGGAAUUGCCAAGAAAGUGAACUUGAAUUUUUUGUUUGAGAAAUUAGUGUACGAUGUGUUAACUAAGAUGGUUGCAGGUAAACGUUGGACCGAGUCAACUCAUGACAUGUUUGGUCCAACUAUGAUUAUGACUAUUUGUGAUUAUUUUCCUGUACUUCAGUGGGUUGGAUUUCAGGGGUUGGAGAAGAAUUUGGUAGAGAUCAAGAAAACAAGAGAUAUAUUUCUUCAGGGUCUAAUUGAUGAAUGUCGAAAUAGCAGAGCUGAUUCAUCUUUGGCUGAGCAGAGAAAGACGAUUAUAGACGCUUUGUUAGGUUUACAAAAAGCCCAGCCUGAAUGUUACACUGAUGACAUUAUUAAGGGUGUCAUAAUGGUAAUGUUCACGGCUGGAACACAUACUUCAGCUGUAACAAUGGAGUGGACAAUGACAUUGUUAUUAAAUCAUCCAGAGGUAAUGAAAAAGGCAAAGCUCGAAAUAAACAACCUCGUUGGAGAGGGGCGUUUGUUAGAGGAAUCGGACAUCCUUAAACUACCCUAUUUACGUUGUAUAAUCAAUGAGACAUUGAGGUUAUUUCCUGCUGGACCACUUUUAGUGCCUCAUUUUUCAUCACAAGAUUGUAUAAUUGAAGGAUAUGGUAUUCCUAAAGGCACAAUACUAUUUGUGAAUGUUUGGGAAAUUCAAAGGGAUCCUAAACUUUGGGAAGAACCAAACAAGUUUAAGCCAGAGAGAUUUGAAGGAAUGGAAGGGGGAAUUGAAGGGUGUAAGUUUAUACCAUUUGGUAUGGGGAGAAGGGCUUGUCCUGGUUCUGGUCUUGCUAUGAGAUUGAUUGGGCUUGUUUUGGGCUUAUUUAUUCAGUGUUUUAAGUGGCAAAGCGUUGGGCCUGCAUUAGUGGGCUUAGAUGAAAGUUUUGGGCUGAUGUUGAAGAAGCGCGAUCCAUUGGAGGCAUUAUACAGGCCCAGAGAAUCCAUGGCCGUAUCACUUUCUCAGCUUUGAGGAGAAAACGAAGACAAAAAGAACAACAACAACAACCCAGUAUAAUCUCACUUAAUAGGGUCUGGGGAGAAUAGUGUGUACGCAGACCUUACCCCUAUCCUGGAAUAGAGAGGCUAUUUCCAAAUAGACCCCCGAUAUCCUUCCCUUCAAGAAUUUCCCACCUAUAUAAAUGUGAACUCAUUAGUUUUGGUAAGGUCAAAUGGAUGAGUCUUUUUGUUGGUUUGUCAUUUAA